Molecule: messenger RNA, 1500 nt
Organism: Dentiscutata erythropus
Lineage: Eukaryota; Fungi; Glomeromycota; Glomeromycetes; Diversisporales; Gigasporaceae
Source: the annotation of a GenBank genome assembly
AUGUAUAAUGAAACUGGAACAUCACCAACAAGCUUCGAGUUUUUGACCUUGGAGGAAGUCGGUGUGGUUCUUAGAAAAGCUGUUAUAGAAUGUUCUGAAAGAGGGUUAUAUUUUGCUGCAAAAUGGGCAGCUGAAACAUUAGAUGGACUUUCAGCUUCUUCAAAAGGAUCAUUAGAAUCUGCAAAAAUGGACAUGUCAUAUUGUUCAUUUUUUACUCAACAAGAUCUAUCAACAAAUCUUGAUUAUAUAGAACAUGACAAAUAUCUUCUCGGUAAAUCUUAUUUUGACGUUAAAGAAUUUGAUAGGGCUGCUUUUGUGUUGGAAAGAUGCAAGUCUUCAAAAUGUAGAUUUUUAAAGGGUUAUUCUAAAUAUAUGGCUGGUGAAAAAAGAAAAGAGGAAGAAAGUCAAGAUAUUAUGGGCCCAUUAGAUGAUUCAAAAUGUUUGAACAAAGAAAUACAAAGUUUAUGGGAGGAAAUGGAGACAUGGCGUGAGGAGGGUGAAAUGGACGGUUUUCUCAUUUAUUUAUAUGGUCUCAUUCUCAAACAGAAAAAUCCACAAGCAAAGAAUAUUAAAGAUAUCUUCUUAGAAUCUGUACUCAAGUAUCAUUACAAUUGGAGUGCUUGGUUAGAGUUGGCUAACUGCGUAACAAAUAAAGAUAUGAUGGAAGAUAUACUGGCUUUGCUUCCAGAUACUUUUAUGUUAAGAUUUUUCAGAAUUUAUUUGUCUGCAGAAUUAUUGGACUCAACCAAAUGUCUUGAAUUGAUUAGUGAAGUUCAACAUAAAUUUGUUGAAAAUAAAUUUUUACAAACUCAAACUGCCAUUACAUAUUACAAUAAUAGGGAUUAUUUGGCAGCAGAAUCUGUAUUCGAAGAUAUAAUUAAAUCAGAUCCAUAUAGAUUAGAUGACAUUGAUCUUUAUUCGAAUAUUUUGUAUGUGUUAGAUGGAAAGAGUGCAAAGUUGAGUUUCCUUGCACACAUGAGUUGUCACACUGAUAAAUUUCGUUCUGAAACUAUGUGCAUCGUAGGAAAUUACUAUAGCUCGAAAGGUGAACAUGAAAAGGCAAUAUCUUAUUUUCGACGAGCAUUACAAGUUAAUAGGAAUUGUUUGGCUGCUUGGACAUUGAUGGGUCAUGAAUAUGUUGAACUGAAAAAUACUCAUGCGGCUGUCGUAUCAUAUAAACGAGCCGUGGAGAUAAAUCCCAAAGAUUAUCGAGCGUGGUGUGGUCUUGGACAAACUUAUGAAAUGUUGAAAAUGCCUUAUUAUGCGAUAUAUUAUUAUCAAAGGUCUUCAGCUUUAAGACCGUAUGAUGCUAGGAUGUGGUUACGCUUGGGAGCUCUGUACGAGCAACUUUCAGUUCCAAAUGAAUCAAUAAAAGCUUAUAAUAGAGCGCUUCAGUGUGCUGAUAUCGAUACUAAUUCGAAAGAGCAAGCUGCAUUAAAGCUUGAAUCUUUGUAUGGAAGUUCUGAUAAAGACAAGGUUACAGAGCAUUAUAGUGAAUAA